CCUGCGGCCGGCAGCCUGCACCACCCGCACACGGACGCUCAGAGCCACCUCCUCUUCCCGGGCAUCCACGACCAGCACGGUCCCCACGCCUCCCAAAACGUCCUCAACGGGCAGAUGCGUCUGGGCUUGCCGGGGGAGGUGUUCGCCCGGUCGGAUCAGUACCGCCAGGUCUCCAGCCCCAGGACUGACCCUUACUCGGCGGCUCAGCUGCACAACCAGUACGGCCCCAUGAAUAUGAAUAUGGGCAUGAACAUGGCAGCCCACCACCACCACCACCCAGGUGCCUUUUUCCGCUACAUGCGGCAGCAGUGCAUCAAGCAAGAGCUCAUCUGCAAGUGGAUCGACCCCGAGCAGCUGAACAAUCCCAAAAAAAGUUGCAAUAGCACCAUGCACGAGUUGGUCACCCACGUCUCGGUGGAGCACGUUGGGGGACCCGAGCAGAGCAACCAUGUCUGCUACUGGGAGGAGUGUCCCCGGGAAGGCAAGCCCUUCAAAGCGAAAUACAAACUGGUCAAUCAUAUCCGAGUGCACACAGGAGAGAAACCCUUCCCCUGCCCCUUCCCCGGCUGUGGAAAAGUUUUCGCCAGAUCAGAAAACCUCAAAAUUCACAAAAGGACGCACACAG
Molecule: messenger RNA, 625 nt
Organism: Leptosomus discolor (cuckoo roller)
Lineage: Eukaryota; Metazoa; Chordata; Aves; Leptosomiformes; Leptosomidae
Source: RefSeq, a predicted model, not a curated record